Molecule: messenger RNA, 2922 nt
Organism: Venturia canescens
Lineage: Eukaryota; Metazoa; Arthropoda; Insecta; Hymenoptera; Ichneumonidae
Gene: Tfb1
Product: transcription factor B1
Exons: 8
Coding region: 92-1879 (595 amino acids)
Biological process (GO): nucleotide-excision repair; transcription by RNA polymerase I; transcription by RNA polymerase II
Cellular component (GO): transcription factor TFIIH holo complex; transcription factor TFIIH core complex
Source: RefSeq, a predicted model, not a curated record
UCGCGCUGUCUACGAAAUCAUAGAAAUUUUUAUUUUUUAUUUUUAUUAUUUUUAUUCUCUUAUGAAUUGACAAGAGUUUACGAGUUCGGCGAUGAAGUUUCAGAGACCGCGCAACAUUGAGAUCUUAUUGCAAUACUUGAAACUUUUUCUCUCCUCUCGCUACAUUUCGUCACAUCCUACAUCCACCAUGACUACUUCUUCGGAAGAUGUUCUCAUGCAAGUUGGCCAAGUGCGUUAUAAGAAAGGCGAUGGAACUCUGUAUGUCAUGAAUGAACGAAUAGCUUGGAUGCUGGAUAAUAGAGAUACAGUGUCGGUUAGUCAUAAAUACGCUGAUAUAAAAUUACAAAAAAUAUCACCGGACGGAAAGUCAAAGAUACAACUCCAAUUAGUUCUUCAUGAUGGCACGUCAUCGACUUUUCACUUUGUCAAUAAAAAUGGCCAAGAAGCUCAGGUCAAAGAUCGAGAUGAUGUCAAAGAAUUGCUCCAACAAUUAUUGCCCAAAUUCAAAAGAAAAGUCAACAAGGAAUUGGAAGAGAAAAACAAACUGCUACUGGAAAAUCCGACACUGCUGCAACUGUAUCGAGAUCUUGUAAUAACUCAAGUCAUAACAUCCGAAGAAUUUUGGAGUCAACACGCAGCUGCUUAUACUCAGGCAAAGAAUAGUCAGCGCCAAGAGAUCGGUGUGAACAGUGCCUUUCUUGCUGAUAUAAAGCCUCAGACUGAUGGUUGCAACGGUCUCAAAUAUAAUCUUACUCCCGACAUAAUGGAAUGUAUAUUCAAAACUUAUCCGGCGGUGAAAAGAAAACAUCAGGAGAACGUGCCUCACAAAAUGUCGGAAUCCGACUUCUGGACCAAGUUCUUUCAGUCACAUUAUUUUCAUCGAGAUCGUAUAAACGCCGGGACCAAAGAUCUAUUUACCGAGUGUGCCAAGAUUGACGAUCAGGAGCUCAAAAGGGAUAUACAAACUGGUAUAAAUGAUCCACUCCUCGAUAUAACUUCUUUCGAAGAUGUUGUGGUGGAUGACAAUCUUUGCACGGAAUCUGGAAGUACUGAUAAAAAGUCGGACCACAAUAUACAUCAGAGUAUGAUAAAGCGCUUCAAUCAACACAGCAUUAUGGUUUUGAAAGCGAGUACUGCCAAAAGACAGGAAACCAAAACAUCUCCACCUCAGCUCAAUGGUUCAGCAUCUUGUGCUAACAAAAAUCCAUCACCGAUCACAAAUCGAACAGAUGAUCAACCAAAGAAUAAAAAACUUAGGAUACAAGAGAAGUUGGUUUACGACGAUCUGGACGGGAGCAGUGAGACAAAAACAAACGUCAGUGCACCACUUAACUUGACUCAUGUAGACAGGUAUUUGCAUGGUCCUGUACCCGGUACGAUUGCCACCGAAUUAACCUCCGAGGAAAUGCAAAGUACACUGAUGCAUCUAAAACGCGAGUCAGUGAAUUGGAUAAACGGUAAUAACCUACCAAGACAACCAUCCAGUUCGUUAGUCAGCUCGUCCGCUGCGGUUUCUGCACUUGGUGAAUUAACACCCGGUGGGGCUCUCAUGAAAGGGUUCCGCGAGGACAAUGUUGGUCAAUUGAUACCAAAGGACUUGGAAAAAGAACUCCGUAAUGUGUAUGUUUGCACGUGUGAGUUACUGAGUCAUUUCUGGCGGAGUUUUCCACCGACGACACCUCAACUGGAGGAAAAAGCAGUGAGGAUGCACGAUGCAUUGCACAGGUUUCAUUCAGCCAGGCUAAAACCUUUUGAGGAUCGUGUACAGCGAGAAUUUUCGGCGGUGUCCCAACACCUUACGAGCCAUUUGAAUCAGCUGUUGAAUACGGCAUACAGAAAAUUCGCUGUGUGGCAACAACGAAAGUUACAAAUGAGGUAGCCAAGGCUUGAUGUCAACGGCUUAGUCGGAGCUACGUAAUGUAAAAGGUCAAUGGAAUUGCCCAUUGAGCCGAUACCGGAGCAAUAUCAACGGCCCUACCAUGAAUUGCUCUGCUGUUUAUUUGUCUUUGUAAAACGUUACCGUAACCGGAAAUCUUUCCGAGAAUGACCCACCCGUCUAACUCCACCCUUUCAUAAAAGUUCCGCACCAAAACCAAAGUGGAAUCAAGCAAUCAAAACGCUUUCUCGAUGAUUUUCUGUCAGCAGCGUAAACCAUUUAUUUAUUCGUUUUUCUCUCAUCGCCGAUGGAAAAGAUACAUUGCUGUGGUGGAAGAGCAUUUUUUCAAUCGUUCACCAGUGACAAUUGCCGCGAUUGUGCGAAUUCCGAGACUUAUGUCGUUUAUUUAUUAUUAUUACGUUUUUCAAUAACGAAAAUAGGUAGUUCGUUCGACGAAUAAAGUUUCAUUGAGUCGACGGACGAACCUUUAAAGUGCCACGCGACCAAUGGAGUCAAGGGAUAUUAAAAAAUGACCCAUCGAGCCACUGAGAAGUCAGUCAUGAACACUGCCCUUGUUCAAGGAAAUAUGAAACGAGAAAAAAAACAUUGGGAACGUACUGAUUCGAUUGUUUACGAAAAAUGAACGAUCAAUACGCAACUACAUCGAUAUCCAGAAGUCGCGAUUAUCGUGACGAACUCAACUAAGUGUCUUAACGUUGUAUUCCUAUUUUUUAAAUUUGCCAUUCACAAAUCAAACUCGUGAAUAUUAUCAAUUACACGAAAAGAAAAAAAAAAAAUUAAGAAUACAGCCGCAUUAUCCGUAAUAUCCAAGUUUUAUCAUUAUUUUCUAUUAUUCGUUAUUGAUAAUAUAUUUAUAAUAAAUGGCAUUAGACAUUUACCGUAAUAAUGUUCGAUAAUAAUAAAUAAUGACGUUACUUUGCGAUUGCGAACGAUGCGGCUGCUGAAUUUAUUCAGCAUGGUUCUACCGAUCUUAGAUACGGUACACUCUCCUAAUUCUGUCUCAAAUAAAUGAAAAUAUAAAUCAA